AUGAAGGCGCCGCGGGACGGGGCGUCGGCGCCGAAUUCGCCGGCGGGGCGUGGAACGCCGCGACGAGCGACGGCGAAUAAGGCAACAGAAAGAAUGAAGGAAAUGGCUGUGAAGACGGAGGACAUGGAUGAGGACUACGCGUUCGACGGGGAUGACGAUUACGCCGCGGCGCCGAGCGCGCCGGCGAGCGGGCGCACGACGCCGAAGAAGUACAGAGCGCGCGUCGUGGGAGGAUCAGCACCGCCGACACCGAUGAGCAAGAGGUACGCUAGUAGUGGUUCUUUGAUUUUAUCUCCGUUGCGCGCGUGA
This is a messenger RNA of Ostreococcus lucimarinus CCE9901, 309 nucleotides long. RefSeq lists its product with no specific name. Lineage: Eukaryota; Viridiplantae; Chlorophyta; Mamiellophyceae; Mamiellales; Bathycoccaceae. Bases 1 to 309 code for a protein of 102 amino acids. The transcript has a single exon. The record is from RefSeq and is a predicted model, not a curated record.